This is a messenger RNA of Cavenderia fasciculata, 1074 nucleotides long. RefSeq lists its product as uncharacterized. The transcript is spliced from 2 exons. Bases 1 to 1074 code for a protein of 357 amino acids. NCBI's taxonomy places the organism in Eukaryota, Evosea, Eumycetozoa, Acytosteliales, Cavenderiaceae. The record is from RefSeq and is a predicted model, not a curated record.
AUGAAUGAAGCGGUGGAUCAACCUUCAGCAGAACAACAACAGCAACAAGAUUCAAAUGGAACAACGACUAGUAGUAGUAAUAGUAUAAAUACAGUAUCAGCAUCAGCAACAACACAAGAAGAGAUUGAUUUGGAAGAGGGUCAGAUUGAUGAUGAACAAGACAGCAGCAGUCUCGGUGACACCACCACCAAAGAACUACUAGUUGACGAAAAGAAAAAGUCAUCUAAUAAUAAUAUCCCCUCUUUGAAUGGAUCGUCGUCGUCGUCUUCUUUAAAGAGCCCGAAAAAGACAACAAUAUCAUCAUCGUCGUCGACAAGAAACAAUGGUAGUGGUGGUAGAUUAUACAAUGGAGGAGAGCAUAAUAGUGGAUCGUCGGCCGAUGAGAAAGACGUGCAUCAUCAUCAUCAUCAUCAUGGAGUUGUGUCGCAAGGUGCAUAUCCGUCGAUCGUUGGCAAUCGGUUUCGUUGCGCGAGUAUGAACAAAUCAAAGAGAAGAAGAACAAGCGAUACAGUAGCCGACGACGGUACAAUAGUAGUAGUCGCAGUCGCUCGCGUAGCCGAUCCUACAGCAGCGACAGCUACAGCUCGAGGAGUAGAAGUAGGAGUCGGACAAGAAGCAGAAGUAGAGACCGUCGUGGUAGAAGCAGAUCGAGAAGUAGAGACCGUCGCGACAAGUCCCGACGUUCGGGUAGACACAGCUAUAGGAGCACGAGUCGCGAUAGCAAAAGUCGAUCGAGAAACAGACGUAGUGGUGGUACAACCACCACCAAAUCAAGUCGUGGGUCACGACGUUAUGAUUCGAGGAGCCGAUCACGCAGUUACAGCUACAGCGAUAGUAGCCGUAGUCGCAGCAACUCGAGAGGUGGUAAUAAUGGACGUGGUAGUAGCCGCAAGACGACGCGCGGACGUGGAAGAAGUUACAGUCGGAGCACAAGUCGAAGCAGUCAAAGUAGAAGCAGCAGUCGAAGCAGAAGCAACUCUAAAAAUGGUCGUAAUACAAACAACAAAAGAGGUAGAAGUACCUCACCUCGCAACUCCUCCAACAAUAAGAAUGGAUCAGACAAAAAGAAAUUAA